This is a messenger RNA of Patiria miniata (bat star), 1361 nucleotides long. RefSeq names its product glutathione S-transferase theta-1-like. The coding region runs from base 256 to 927 and encodes 223 amino acids. Gene Ontology annotation, biological process: glutathione metabolic process. Gene Ontology annotation, molecular function: glutathione transferase activity. Gene Ontology annotation, cellular component: cytoplasm. The record is from RefSeq and is a predicted model, not a curated record. The transcript has 6 exons. Lineage: Eukaryota; Metazoa; Echinodermata; Asteroidea; Valvatida; Asterinidae.
GGUACGGGUAAUCUGCUUGAACAACACACAAGGAAUAUUUGUUUAGUUACGUAUGUUGGCAACUCCGGUGACUUGCAUUUUUGUGCCCAGGUACAUAGACAAUAGCCGAGCACGUACCUUGCCCAGUGCUGCGUCGAUAAAGUCAAAACGCUUCGUACACUAGUGUGGAUCUAUCCGACCAUUACUGACCUCUCAACCACAAGUGCCACAAGUUUGUUUCCCAGACGAUUUGAAGCAACUGUAUAAUUAUUCAUCAUGGUUUUGACGGUGUACGGCUUUGGGAUAUCCCAACCAUCACGAAGCCUCUUUCUGUUCUGCAAGGUUGCCAAAAUCCCUCACGAGGCGAAAGUCGUCGACCUGAUGACAGGUGAACAUAAAAAGGAGCCUUACCUGGCAAUCAACCCGAUGGGUGCUGUGCCUUCUAUGAUCGAUGAUGGCUUCCAACUGUCGGAAUGUAUGACGAUCUUGAAGUACCUUGCACAAAAAUACAAAGUUGCCGAUCACUGGUACCCGAAAGACCUCAAGGUGCAGGCGAAAAUCAACCAGUACUUGGAUUGGCAGCACACUGGUCUCCGUAAGGCGGGUUGUGACGUUUUCAUUGGCAUGGUCUUUACUCCAAUGUCCACUGGCAAGCCGAUCGACGAAGCCAAACUUACGAAAGAUCUGGAGGCGUUCGACAAGUCUCUGGGAAUCAUUGAGAAGGUGUUCCUUGAAGACAAGAAGUUUCUUGCGUCGGAUGAAAUCAGCAUUGCCGACAUAUGUUGCUUGUCAGAGAUGGUACAAGUAACCGCGGUCCAGCGAACGGAUUUGCUGGCUAGUCAUCCCAAACUCGCGGCCUGGAAGAAAAGAGUUGAGGAAAAACUCAAUCCCGAUUUCGCCGAGGUGUUUAAACCCUUGUUUGAUUUUACUGCCAGUCUCAAAAAGUAAUUCAAUUCUAAUACAUCAGCACACUGAUGUUACCCGAUUUGGUGGUACAGUAUUAAUAUUGACCAAACAUUCCACACUGUUUCUUCGUAGUUUGCAAGUUAUUUUCAUUUAAAAUGUGUAGUGAAAAUAAACAACUUGAGCUAUCUUCACCUUUUAAAGGCGUUGGCCUUACCGUAUCUCACUUUCAGUAUUAUGUUUUACCAUCGUUACACAUCACCUCAACGUUUUCCAAAAUUUGUUCUUAAGAUAAACUUAGCAUUUUUGUAUACAAGUUGGUACAACACACGGCGAACUCUCGUUAACGUAUGGAUAUUUGGCUAUUCCCUGAGAGGGUAAUUAUGAUACGAGUUUAUUGAUUUUUCAGGUAUUUUAUUUAACACAUUUUGUACUAUUAGUUCAAAAAAUAAAUCUUUCCUACAAACUUUGCUGCAGUA